Molecule: messenger RNA, 2657 nt
Organism: Myotis davidii
Lineage: Eukaryota; Metazoa; Chordata; Mammalia; Chiroptera; Vespertilionidae
Gene: RUMY1
Product: family with sequence similarity 72 member A
Exons: 4
Coding region: 1111-1560 (149 amino acids)
Cellular component (GO): cytosol
Source: RefSeq, a predicted model, not a curated record
UAGAACGUCUUCCAAUCAGAAGCGCAAAGGGCGUCCUGGCUUUUUCCACUAGAGCCGGAGUAGGCCCGCCCAAACCUCCAGGAGCCCGCCAAUGAGGCCGGCGGCGGAGCCACGCUCGGCCAACCAGAAAGCGGAACCGAUGUCGGCACCGUUACUGGGGCGGGGCGUACGGUCCCCCCCGCCACUAAGAUUGCGUCCGCGGCUUCCGAGCCUUCCAAUGCAGGACGUGGGCGAGCUCUAGUUCUCCCAAUCGGUGCGCGGCGAUGGAAAUUCAAACUGACAGCCGGUUUGGAAAGGCAGAGCGAGCGGAAGAGGAGGCAGAAACGACGUGUUCGGUGACCGGGAUUCCAAAGUCGACUGAGCCCCCAAAGCGAGCCCCACCACCACCACCGCACGUUCUGGAGCGGCCGCUCCGGGAGAGGCCUGGAGGGAAGGCCGCGGAGAACGGGGGGCACGAGGGGGACGCGAGAGCCCGCACGCUGAGGAUUGGGGGCUGCCGCGGGAGAAGCGAAGCCGGGGGCCGGCUGGGACGAGCCGAGCGGCGGAGGUUCGCUGCAGGACUGCGGAGAAGCAGGGACCCUCCCGGUGGGCAGGGCUCAGGGCAUUUCCGAACCCUGGGAACCCAGGGCAUUUCCUGGAAGAGGCGUGCGUAGGGAGAUCGCCCGGGACCCGACAAAUAGGAAUUGGAGCUCUCGGGGGGAGGGGCUUGGGAGAGGAAAAGCUUUAAAUGCGAGGGAAUUGCUGAAGGAGGGGGAGCCGGAGGAGAAAAUCCCUGUAGACGGGAGGAAGGGAAAACGGCAGACAAGUUCCCGAGGCCCCUAGCAGCUUGUCCCCCUCCCCCGCCCACUUCAAACCUCUCCCCCUUCCCGGAAAGUUCAAAGGAUAAAGCCAAAACUGCUGCUGCUCUCUCCUGUUCCUGCUCAAUAAAUAUUACUUUUACCGUCCCCGGGGAAAAAAAAAAAGAACUAAUUCUCCUUCCCAAUUUUAGGGCUCAGAAAAGCUCGAGGCCUCGCCAUUUUAUUUUUAGCCCCGGGGGAAUCCACCUAGGAAGGGUCUUGCUCUUUGGUUGCAUUUUUUCAAAUCCCACGCCACAUCCUUGCCCGGGACGCCAUGUCUACCAGCAGCUGUAGCUUCCAGGACCGGUGCGUGUCCAUCCUGUCUUGCAAAUUCUGUAAACAAGUGCUCAGCUCUCGGGGCAUGAAGGCUGUUUUGCUGGCCGACACCGACAUAGACCUUUUCUCUACAGACAUCCCUCCUACCAACACAGUGGACUUAAUAGGAAGAUGCUAUUAUACAGAAAUCUGCAAGUGUAAACUGAAGGACAUCGCAUGUUUAAAAUGUGGGAACAUUGUGGGUUAUCAUGUGAUUGUUCCAUGUUGCUCCUGCCUUCUCUCCUGUAACAACGGGCACUUCUGGAUGUUUCACAGCCAGGCAGUUUAUGGUAUUAACAGACUAGACUCUACAGGUGUUAACUUCCUACUUUGGGGCAACUUGCCAGAGAUAGAAGAAAGUGCAGAUGAAGACAUGUUAGAUAUCUCAGCAGAGGAGUGUAUUAGAUGAAUAGGAGAAUAGACUUAUGAUAGAUAUAAUAUUUGGACUUUUUACUAUUUAAAAUGUAUAUUAAUGGAUCAACUUCAAAUUGUUAGUAAGGAUUUUCCAGUGAUUUAUUUUUUUAGAAAACCAAAAUGGGGCAUUUGUUGAUUUAUUUAUUUGCUGUCUUAAAUUAAUUACCUGUUUAAUUUGAGCCAAUGUAGUUCUUUUCUUCUACUUCUACUUCUUUUUCUUCCUCUCUCCAUUCAUCAGCCCAGUAUAGGUGUAUUCUUAACUUCACAUAAGAGACUUUUUUCAUGUGCCAUUCAGCUACCUCCCAAUCUGGGGAAGUUUUUCUUACAACUAGAUGCCAGGUAUAUUAUUUUACAUUCCUGAAUAAGGAGCAUUAGUACCCACACAUAUAUCAACUGUGCAUAUAUCCAUGCAUAAAUCCACACAUAUAACCAUGUAUACAUAUGUGAUGCUCAACUUGGAAAUAAACCUUAACAGAGAAUUUUAAAAAAACAAGCUGAUAGGUUUCCAUGGGUACUAGUUAUCAUAUGUUAUUUUGGUGACAACUACUUUAAUGUGGAACAAGACUUUGUGAAUCAACAAAUAUAACACAUUUUUAAAUGUAUGGAGAAAUCCUCUUGAUUCCUCAGCAUGAUGUUAGAUAAAUAAAUUUGUCAGAAAAUUAUCAAUAUAUAUACUGUGUACCAAUAUUAUUUAUUUGCCUUCUUCUAAAGUCAUAUGGAUAUUGUAUUAUGAAAGCCAGAUAAACCAAACCUCUGUCUUUAAAUUACCUCAUUCUCUAGAGCUUUCUCUAUAAGUAGCAAAUUUUAAAUAUGAGUAAUCUCAGUCCCAACCCUUAAAUAGAAAAACAAAAACAAAAUCUAAAGAAGUGGUUUGUUUAAGCCCUUGUGCAUUAUAAAGAGAGUUUGUUCUUUUGAAAGCUACAUUCGGAGCCACACAGAAGUAGGAAACGGGGAUAGUGUUGGAUUCUGGUCUUAUGUAUAGCUAAAAUCAAUGUAUAGCCUCAACUAGUAUCUCAAUUGUAGGUAUUUUGUCAAUAAUGAUACCAAAACAGACUGAGUUGCGGUUUUGUAAAUAAACUAUUGUCCUGAAAA